AUGAAAGUAUUCGGUUCGCUCCUCUUGCUGUAUGCGGCAGUCAACGGCGGGAGCCCCGCCAAUGGCGCAGCAGUCGGCAAGCAGACGGAUGCGAUGGACCCAGGCCGCAGCACUCAAACUGGACGGCUGAUGCGGAGAGCACAUGUGAUCAAUGAUGUGGGUGCCGAUUCCAACAAGGACCAGAUGACUGCUCUCGUUGACGCUCAUGGGCAGGUCUCUUAUUCAGAUGUCGUAGGUUCCGAUGAGGAUUUUGAGCUUGGUGACAAUGCUUCGUGGGGCGAGGAGGGGCUGAUUGAUCUCAACGAUGACUUGCCGCCUGGUAUCUACGAUGACUUCGAGCUCCCGCCAUUCCCCAAUCAAAGCCUGCUGGAGGACAGCGCUACGGAUUACGAGGCCUCGGGACUCAGUUGUAGCAGCACCUGGCGCUUAUCUGGCAAUACGAACCACAAGGUAAUACCAGAUGGCAACAUCGUAGCUUCGAGUUAUUGGCACAAUAGAGGCGAUCAUGGUAGGGGACAGAUGUGGCGUACCCGUCUCAACAACUAUGGAACGACAUGGUGUGCCCACCACAAUCACAGGAACCAGUGGGUCCAAUGGGACUUUGGAGCUGACAAGAUUGUCACGAGGUCCUUGAAUAUGGGAAGGCACAAUUCUCACCAGUGGGUCAAAUCGUACAAGAUACUGUACAAGUCCAGCAAGCACAACUGGAAGUGGUACCCGCACACCCUGAACGGUGGUCACUGGCGCUGGUGCAGGGUGAACACGCUGAACCCACCGAUUCUUGCGCGCUGGAUCCGAAUCUACGUGCAGACCUGGCACAACCACAUCAGCAUGAGGGCCGAUUGGGACGGCUGCACCCCGGCAGUGCCCGGCCCAAAAGGCGCCCGUGGCGCUCGAGGCGCCACUGGGGCCAGGGGAUCGCCCGGCGCCAAAGGGGCCACUGGGGCCAGAGGGUCGCCCGGCGCCCGUGGUCCCAGGGGCCCUCCAGGCCGCACGGGAGCCAGGGGAGCUCGCGGUUGGAAUGGGCGCAGUGGUGGUCGCGGCGUCCCAGGGCCCAGAGGGGCUACGGGAGCCAAAGGAGUUCCAGGAGCCAAAGGGGCCCCCGGAGCCAAGGGGGCUACAGGAGCCAGGGGGGCCCCCGGAGCCAAGGGGGCCACUGGAGCUACGGGGAGGGCUGGGCGCCUUGGACCGAAAGGAGACAAGGGAGAAAAGGGCGACACGCCCAAGCCGGUUGACUGUGUUUGGGAAACGUGGGCAGCUUAUUCCGACUGCACCAAGUCGUGCGGCACUACGGAUCCUGGCACUCAGGUCCGAUCUCGUGGUUUCAAGGUCGACCCGCAGAACGGCGGCAAGAAUUGCGUAGGAAAGAUGUUCGAGACGAAGAAGUGCAACGUGAAAGCAUGCCCAACUACGGCUACCACUACCACAACGAAGCCGGCGAAGUCCAGCACAGUGUCUCUGCGUGCCAGUUGUCUGUACUCAGUACCCUUGUUUGCAACUGCAUUGAUGUCCUUGUUAUCAUGA
This is a messenger RNA of Prorocentrum cordatum, 1524 nucleotides long. The record is from the annotation of a GenBank genome assembly. Lineage: Eukaryota; Dinophyceae; Prorocentrales; Prorocentraceae.